Malaya genurostris is the source of this 2874-nucleotide messenger RNA. It is a transcript of the gene Art3, whose product is annotated as protein arginine N-methyltransferase 1. The coding region runs from base 186 to 1838 and encodes 550 amino acids. The transcript has 3 exons. Gene Ontology annotation, molecular function: protein-arginine N-methyltransferase activity. NCBI's taxonomy places the organism in Eukaryota, Metazoa, Arthropoda, Insecta, Diptera, Culicidae. Gene Ontology annotation, biological process: peptidyl-arginine methylation. The record is from RefSeq and is a predicted model, not a curated record. Gene Ontology annotation, cellular component: nucleus.
GUUCGACAGCGUGCGAUUGCCUGCGGCGCGCAUGUUUUCGUUCCUGUCGGCCUGGCUGAUUAUUGUUUUUUCUACGGAUCAGGAAAAAAAAUUUCCUUUUCUAGUGCAUUUUAUUCAUUUCUCGAAAUUAUAAUUUAAGCAAUAUUCUGCUAGAUAGUUGGGUAUUUUUCGGAGCACACUUCAAAAUGUCUGAUGAUGAUUGUCCACCUCUUUGUGAGAUGGAGACGGGUGGCGAUUCGAAUGGUGAAGAAGAGGAAACUGAAGAGUGGGAAAUUGCGGAGGAACAAAACGAACCAGUACGGUGUCUAUUUUGCGAACAGGUUUCACCGACUAUGACCACAGCUAUUCGACAUGCCCGUGAACGGCAUGAAUUUGACUUGGCGCAAGUACGACGUAGGUUCCAUCUGGACGAGUAUUCGUACAUAAAGAUGAUCAACUACAUCCGCCUGGAAAAGCCGGACCCAGCCGUGUUCAAGAAUGAACGUAGUGUGUUCUGGCUAGACGAUAAAUAUUUAAAACCGGUCGAGAACGAAACCUGGCUAAUGUUUGAUCUGGAUGAGUUGGAUGAGUUGGAUGAGAUUUUGUUGAAUGGCAACAGUACCGAUGGUGGUAGUGCGAAGGAAAAUGGCAAUGAUAUCGGGGAAACGAUCACGUUGACAACGGAUCAGUACAGGAAAUUACAUGGAAUUAUUAACGAAUUGACGGCACAAGUUCGUGAGAAGGAAAAUCUUCUGCAGCAUGCUGCCAGCGAUAUCGAAAAGAUGAAGGAAAGUUUUCGAAACCUUCUGGAGCAACAAAGUGAAUUGUCUGCUGCUGGAAAGAAACGGGACCCGGAGGAAAAAGUUGCCCAAAUCCGGGAGGAACUGAAGCACUGUGUCAGCACCUUGUCUGUCGAGGAUGAUCAGAGUUAUUUUAAUACUUAUUCACACUUCGGUAUUCAUCACGACAUGCUUAGCGAUUAUGUGCGCACGGCCAGCUACCGGGAUGCUAUUUUGAACAAUAGUGCAAUUUUCCAAGGGAAGACAGUGCUUGAUUUAGGUUGUGGUACUGCCAUUUUGUCCAUGUUUUCUGCCAAGGCAGGCGCGAAGGAAGUUAUUUCUAUAGACCAAUCGGAUAUUAUCUAUCAGGCAAUGGACAUCGUUCGACGGAACAAGAUUGAGAGCAUCAAGUUUGUGAAAGGACGCUUGGAAGACAGUGAGCUGCCCGUCGAGAAGGUUGAUAUAAUUGUGUCCGAGUGGAUGGGUUAUUUCCUACUGUUCGAAGGAAUGAUGGACAGUGUUAUUUACGCCAGGCAACGAUACCUUAAGGAGGGCGGUUUCAUUCUACCAAAUCGAUGUAAUCUGAGCUUAGUCGGAUAUGGGGACGUGGAACGACACGACGAGUUUAUCGGUUUCUGGAAAAAUGUCUACGGUUUCGAUAUGUCGUGCAUGAAGAAGGAAGUACUGCGAGAAGCAACUGUGGAAAUAUGCAAACCGGAACAUGUCAUAACCAACGCUAAUAUAAUCGCUAAUUUCGAUCUAAUGGAAGUAGACGUAAACUGUCCAAACUUUAGUUACAAUUUUGAACUGAUUGUUAAACGCAAAUGCAAACUUACUGCCUUGGUCGGUUAUUUUGACACGUUCUUCGAGCUGCCCGAGCAUGUAGAAUUUUCCACUUCUCCGUACACGAAGGGUACCCAUUGGAAGCAGACCAUAUUUUACGUCGAAGAACCGAUACCGGUUGAGGAGGGUCAAGUCAUCAAUGGGAAGUUCUUUUGCAGGCGAGAUCCGAAAGACGCACGAUCUCUGUUCAUUACCAUUGAGUACCUGGGCAAGGUGCUCAAGUAUGCGCUUAACUAGCAGAUUGGGAUACUCAUUCUGCUCAACUAAACGAAGAAUGAUUGUUCAAACCAACAGCUUUAAACGGCCGCGUCGGCGGUUCGGAGCUUGAAAACAGAUUUCAGAUUUCAAUAAUGUACGAAACAAUCUAUUUUAGUAGUAAUCAACACGAAGACGGUGGUUGUGAAGUAUAAUAAAGUAAGAACGUAAACAAAUGGCAAAAACAAUCCAGCUGGCGUAGCGACAACCGAAACUACUCUACUCGUAGCAUUGCUUUCAACUAAUCCUAGAAUAGUAAUCUAUAUUUUCUUCCAGCAUUUGCUAUCCAUCGACCAAAUCUAGUAAUUUUUUCAGUAAAGCAGAAACUCACUAGACAAUCAGUUUUGGAAAGUGAACUGACACACAAAAUGUUGAAACAUUUAGCUUUCGUAGCAUUCUAAGUUUAUAAGUAGAAUAAUAAAAAAAAUUAUCUAUAAUAGUCGGGUAACGAUUCCCAGUUUCAUUGACCCGUAAUUGUAAAGGACAAUGUAGAACCACACCGAAAAGCUUUAAUUUUCAACUUUUGUACACACAGUGUUUAAUUCCUUACAAAGGGGGUACUUUUGAUACAAACAGAAUAACAAAUUUUAAUUAUUUUUAAUAAAAAUAACUAAUCAAGGUCGCAAACGUCGCGCUUCCACAGAGAAAUGAAAAAAGAAACUUAAUCUUCUAUGACAUAUUUAUGGUCGACCAGCUACUUUAAAUAUUAAUAUUCAAAUAUGAUAAUAUAUGAUAUAAAAAAAAUCUAAAAUUUCCACUGACAUAUCGUAUUGAGGGGAUACUCAAAGUAUUGAAACUUUCAAAUUGUUCUGCAAAACUUAGUAUAGGUCAUUCAUUCGCAUGUUGCAUUGUUAAGUUACUCGUAGAUUGGUGAUUCGUGAAUCAUCGAAACACAAAAUGGAUUUGUUCAUGGCAGGAAUUGCAGCAAAUAUUUUCAAUAUUGCAUGUAGAAAUAAUAAAAUAAGAUUGUUCACCUUUGUUGCGACAAUGAAUAAAGAAUAAUUGCUACAGAACUUCA